AUGAGCGGAUCGCUAUCAGCGCCGGUGCUCGUUCUUGCGCUAAUCGGCGCGCUUGCCGUGUUCACCGAGGUCGUGUCGCUCGUGCGCGUCGGCGUAUCGCCGUCCUACGUGUCGUUCUCGUCCGCCGUGGCCGCCGUUCACGGACGCGAUGCCGCGUGGACGGAGCGCGGUACGGCUCCGGGAGACGCGGAGAACGACCUGGAAGGAACGGCGUGGCCUGCGGAUGCUCCCAACACAGAAGCAGCAACCGAAGCAGCAACCGAAACAGCAGAAGUAGCAGCAGGAGGAGGAGGGGAACCCGGAGGAGGGGAAGGGAGCUCGGGUGUUGACUCCCUUCCGCCGCUCUCUCUGCUGCCUCCAGAGUCACGAGCAGGACUAAUGUUCGAUGCUCUUCUGAGAGCGCAGUUCCGAGUGCAGCAGGCGUGGGCAGCAGGCGAGCUACUGGGCCCAACAGUGCGGUGGUUCCGCAAGGGCGUGGUGGAAAGCAUGUCAGCAGAGGCGCUGUGGCUGCCUGCUGACGUCAUUGCUGCUGCUGCUGCUGACGCUGCUAUUGGCGCUGCUGAUCCCGACGCUGCUGCCAAGGCUGCUGAAGAGGCGGCGGCAGCAGCGGCGGCGGCGGCGAAAGAAACGAGGAGAGGGUUGGAUCCAUUGAAACGGGUGUUCCUGAGACUGCUAGCUCUCACAGCGGAGUGGCAGGUGCGGGCCAACCAGGGGCACGCGGAGACUGGGAAGCAUGCCCCGUUUGGCCUCCAUAUAGUCACACUGGGGGGGUCAAUAACGAGGGGAUUCAGCAGCAGAAGCACACAAGUGCGCCACCCCUGGCCGGACCUCCUCCUGCCCUUCUCGGUCACGGCCUUCCCUCACCUCCGCAACUUUGUCACCAACUCUGCUGUGCGUGCCUGUGGGGCCAUCUGCCCCGCCCUCAGCCUCCCAUCCUUCCUGGGAGAUUCCCCAGGCAUAGUAGUAACCGAGUUCAACAUAAAUGUCGGUGAGGCCUGGGACUCCACGCUCCUGCUGCGCCAGCUGGCAGCGUGGCCCUCCCACCCGGCUCUCCUCAACCUCAACCUCUUCGGCUGCGCCUCCACCUUCUCCCACCACAGCGGCCCCGCCAGAGGCUCCGCCUCCUGCGACCCCAUCCCCACGCCCUCCUCCUCUGACUAUGCUGCGGCCGCUGCUGCUGCCGCUGGCGUGCCCACACUCAGUAUGGCCCGCGCGCUCACUCCGUUCUGGCGCCCCGCGUCCGUUCCCCGAUGUAGCAAUCUGGAAGGGAGCUAUGGGAAUGCUUCUGCUGGUACUGCUGUUAGUGGUGGUGGUGCGGUUGGUGGUGUGGGGAGUGGGAUAGGAGGAGGUGGAGUGCGGUCGGCUUGGGUGCGGCUGGUUGCAGGGGCGUGUGAGAGGGAGUGCACGCUUCCCAAGGACAGGUGCCCCCCGUCAGGAGGCAAGCCAUUCUCCCUUCCCUGCACUGCCUGUGUGCACGCGUGCUACGCCCGGGAGGGGUGGGGGGCGGUGGGAUUCGGUGGGGAUGGUGGAGAGGCGGUAGGAGGAGGGGAAGGAGUGGUGGAAGAACAGCUGGCGAGUCUGGGAGUGAACCGGCUGAUAGGAUGCUCAGGUCAUGAGCUAGGCUCUCUCUACCUACCUGACCAAACACCUGCCGCCGUCGCCGAUGCUGCUGCUGCUGCUGCUGCUGCCGCUGCCGCCGCUGCCGCUGCUGCUAGUAACUCUGACGUGGGAGACUCAGAGGUGGUCGGGCGGCCUCUUUUGGAAGUAUCUGCGGAAACAGUGCUGGGUGUCGACCGGGUGCACAUGGUAGAGUUUGGGCACGAGCUGGCGGCGGCAGUUGUGGCACGGCAUUUGGUGUCCUCUCUGCUGGCUCUUACCCCUCAUGACAUCAACCUGUACCUAGAAGAAGAGCAGCAAAGAGAGCAAAGGCAGUCCGGUCAACAACAGCAGCAGCAGGCUUGGACACACAUAAAGCCAGAGCGAGGGCAGUGCUUCACCACCAACUGGGGGGACUACCGGCAGAGGCACCGGUGCCCCAAGCUUGUUGCCAUGAACGGGCAGGUCUCCUUGAAAUCCCGCCAGCCUGGGUGGGUGCUGUACCCCUUAUCGCGCGAUAAAGAAGCUUUUAUGUCGCACGUCCCCAACGCUACAGUGACUUUUGCGGCUAAUGUGAAUCUACGAGCCGGAGGAAGGCUGGCUUUUCUGUUCCUGAAGGCGCAGGAUCUCGGGCCUGGGCUUGUACGCGUAGCGUGGGGGGGUGAGGGUGGGAAAGGUGGGGGGGAAGGUGGGGCGAUUGGACCGAUUUUGUUGAACUCAGAGGCAUGGAGAUCGCCUACAAGGGUUGUGGGCGGGCAGGUGUUGCCAGGGAUAGUGCCAAGAGGGAAGGUGGAGGUUUCAGUGAUAGUGGUUCCCAGUGGUGGGAAUGGAGCUCCCGAGGGGUUUGGUGUAAUUGGCGUAUUUGUGUUGUCAGGGCUGCUUCCAGAAUCCAUGUUUUUAUGA
This is a messenger RNA of Closterium sp. Naga37s-1, 2499 nucleotides long. The record is from the annotation of a GenBank genome assembly. NCBI's taxonomy places the organism in Eukaryota, Viridiplantae, Streptophyta, Zygnematophyceae, Desmidiales, Closteriaceae.